AUGGAGUCGCAUAACCUGCAGGCAGCUUCGACCUAUGUCAACAACAUCUUACUGGCAAGGGGCUUGCUAAAAGGUGGUCGCGCGAUCGAUUUCGCCGACCCAGAAAACGAAGAUGGAGGGAUAGACGGCACCAUGGCUCGUGUGAUCAACUUGGUCAACGAUUUAGUGUUGAGACGAGACCGCGAGUCCGAGCACCGUGAGAGCUUAUCUACGACCGUUCGCACGCUGCAAGCCACCGAGACGGAACAAACCACGGAGAUCGGAAAACUGAAAAUGAAGACAUCCGAGUUGACCCGCUCGCUAGCUCUGGCAGAAGCCCAGGAGCGCACGCUCAAGUCCAACAUGUCCCGCGCCGAAGCGAACAUCCGAAGUUUCAAGGAACAAGUCCAGCGCAUGAAGAGUACCGUCCAACAAGUCCGAGCACAAUGCGCCAACGAUAUUCGCAAGCGUGAUCUGGAAAUGCAGAAGCUCAAGUCGCAUCUGGCUGAGAGACAACGAGGCAAGCGCGAGGGUCUGACUGUGACUACUAUCAACAUAAAUCCUGCGUCGGACCGAUCGCGUCUUCUGGCUAGCGGUGGAGAACGAGUACAUGACCCUGGAUAUAGCUUGAAGCAGGAGACCACCGACUUCUUGACCGAGCUAUGUCAGCAUCUCAGUGAUGAGAAUGAUACCCUGAUUGAGCUUGCGCGAAGCACUGUCCAUACCUUGAAGGACCUACAAGGCUUGACGCAGGCAGAGAAUGGGAAAGGUGAAAAUGAGCAGCCGGGUAUGGCUAUGAGCGUCGGAGCUCAGAAGUCUUCUUCGGGACCUGUUACGUCGCUUCCAACCUCGUGUGAAGAACUAUCCGUUCAUAUGGAAUCAGUGCUAGAACAUCUACGAACACUGCUUACCAACCCCUCAUUUGUGCCCCUUGAAGAGGUCGAGGUGAGAGACGAGGAGAUCAAACGACUGCGUGAAGGCUGGGUGAAGAUGGAAUCCCGGUGGAAGCAGGCAGUUACCAUGAUGGGUGGGUGGCAGCGUCGUCUUGCAGAUGGAGGAGAUUCUGUCCAAGCAGAUGAAUUGAAGCGCGGCAUGAAUCUCGAUCUCAGCAUUAACUCAACUGAGGGCAUAAGCAUGCAAAGCUUGCCAGAGUCCAACCCCAUCCCUACAAUCCUGGAGGACCAAGAUGAGGAGGGAGAUAUGAGUGAACCGGAGGAGAGAGUACCAGACCCCGAGAUGCUCAAUCCCCCGAAGAUGAGGUCCAAGAUCCGCAAAGUACCCGAGCGACCCGAUCGCGUUCUGAGGGAACGCAGUGAAAACCCCAUGACAAAGCGCCCCAGAAAAGUCUCAUUUACACCAGGUUUACAAGGCUCACCAUGUGUGGACACUACCGACGACGAUACCCUCAAAAUCAAAGCCUACAAAACCGAGACUGUGACCCGCAGGCCAACCAGGCGAAAGACCGAAACAAAGGAACCCCAUCAGCUCAAACCCAACGAAUCACUAAGCGUGCACCAAAAACUGGCCGCCGUCGAAGACGAGGCCCGUGCCGCUCAAAACGAGCUAAAGGAGCGCGAAUCACGAAAGAGAAGCCGCCCCGACAAGGCUUCUAGGCCAGCGAACCGGCGUCGGAGUACUCUCACCACUGAUGAGCUUGACGAUCUGAUGGGCGUGGCCCGGUGA
Messenger RNA from Penicillium expansum, 1662 nucleotides. RefSeq lists its product as uncharacterized. The transcript has 4 exons. Lineage: Eukaryota; Fungi; Ascomycota; Eurotiomycetes; Eurotiales; Aspergillaceae. The record is from RefSeq and is a predicted model, not a curated record. The coding region runs from base 1 to 1662 and encodes 553 amino acids.